GGUCCUCGCGCCGCGCCAUGUGGGCUGCGGCGGGCGGGCUGUGGGGCUCCCGCGCGGGUCUCCGAGGCCUGCUCCGUAGCUGCGAGGCUGCGCUCCUUCCAGGCUGCGCGCGGGGAGUGCACGGCUCUGCUGUCUCCUGCAAGAACUGGCUCAAGAAAUUUGCCUCGAAAACCAAAAAAAUUUGGUAUGAAGGUCCUUCCUUGGGCUCUCACUUGACUUACAAACCAUCCAAGUUGGAAUUCCUCAUGAAGACCACCUCAAAGAAAACCAGGAAGGAAGACCAUGUGCGCGUGAGGGCCCUGAACGGUCUCCUCUAUAAGGCACUGACAGACCUGCUGUGCACCCAGGAAGUGAGUCAGGAGCUGUAUGACCUUAACGUGGAGCUCUCCAAGGUUUCCCUGACUCCAGACUUCUCAGCCUGCCGAGUGUACUGGAAGACAACGCUCUCUGCCGAGCAGAACGCACACAUGGAGGCUGUCCUGCAGAGAAGUGCCGCGUCCAUGAGGCACCUUUUGAUGUCCCAGCAGACCCUGAGGAAUAUGCCACCUAUAGUGUUUGUUAAAGACAGGAAAAGUGCAGCUCUCGCUGAGCUUGACAAGUUACUGGCAGUCGCAGACUUUGGACCCCGGGAUGAAAGAGACGACUUUGUACAAAAUGAUUUCAGGGACGCCGAUGCCCCGCAACCCUGCGGCACCACAGAGCCGGCCAGGAGCUCCAGCGUGUGUGGUAUCAAUCAUGAGGCGCUCAGCAAGCAGAUUAUGGAGUACAAGAGGAGCAAGGAUAAAGGGCUCGGGGGCCUGGUGUGGCAGGGGCAGGUGGCUGAGCUGACAACGCAGAUGAAGAAGGGAAGGAAGAGGGCCAAGCCCCGCCUGGAGCAGGACAGCUCCCUCAAGAGUUACCUGUAGGGCGAGGAGGUGGAAGAUGACCCGGACCUGGUUGGUGCCCCAGAGUACAAAUGCUACGCCCUGGACACGGAGGAGUUGGAGGGAAGAGGAGCUGGCACAACGGAGGAUGGCCACGGCUGCAAUGCAAGCAGGGAGUAGAUGGAGAGGCGUCAGCUCUGCCCGUCCCACAUUCACAGGGAAAAGCAUUGGCACGUGCCGCAGCAUGUAGCUUUGUUGAGGCAGUUGAUGGGGUUAAAACCAUCUGCUCUUCUGUUACGUCGACGUUUUCUAGCUUUUCCGUGUAUCUAAACACAGUUUGCUACAGAAGUCACUGCUGUUUUUUUUCCCAUACACUGUGUGUAAUGUAAAAAAUAAAUGGCCAUCUUACCACAGAUUCUCACAAAAAAAAAAAGAAAAAAAAGAAAAUGGCACCUUCGUACCCCUUCCAGUAUUGUAAUUUAAGGAUGACGGAGAAUGAGAAGGAAACAUAUAUUUUUGGUUUGUAGAAGGAGACAUACAAAAUAAGUAGAAGAAGUGCUUUCUAAGAAGGUACCAAUGGACCAUAGAGGAGGGAUGGAGGACUCUGUGAGGAGAGAGGACACAGGGAGACCAGGUUGAGACAGGAAGUGCCCCUGUGACCUGAUGGGAAGCCAUGGAGGCUGAAGGGAAAGGCCGUGAUGCUCUUGGACACAGUGUGGGGUUCUCUUUCACUGGGGUCAGAUAACCCAGGAGCAUCAGUUAUUACCAGGCCAGAAUCAGCCCAGAGGGUAGGAACUGAAGAGGCCAGAGACUCCUGAUGCUGAUGUAGGCAGGGGCAGGGAGAGCAGGUUCUGCCCUGUUAUCAGAAAGGACAUUCCUACUGCUUCCAGGGGAGGUGCACAGGGGGUUGGGAAGCUGGAGGGAGAAGCAUGGUGCAUAGUCUCCUGAGUGCUGUGUGUGCGGUGGUGGCACGGGGUGAAUCAGUUUGGGGGUCAUUUCCUGUGCCCACGUGCCAUCUGUUGAUUGGUGUUUGGUGUGAGGCACGUGGUGUCUCCCGGGGCUGGCGGUGAGGAGGAUGAGCGUCUGCAUGGCAGUGUGGCAGGACUGCUUAGAAUCCCCAGGCAUACUAGGCACGGGGGCAGCCUGCCACUAGCCUGUGUCCCUCCCAGCCUGGGGGCUGCACAGAAGAGCUCCCUGAGGACAGCCCCUCAACCCAGCCCUUGGGUCCCACUGAGGCCAGUCACUGUUCCCUGAGGUGUAGAGGUGAACACAGAGUGGAGGACUGUGCUCAGAAGCCAGUGGGGGAUGGCAGAACACACAUCUGCCUAAAGAAGAAUUUUAUCUGGUGGUGGUCACUGUUGUGCAGAGAAUGCUGUGAGAGAGACUGAGGGCUGCCUCAGACUGAGGAGUCAGCAAGGGUCCCAGAGGAGAAGAAAGUCAAGGUGCAACCUGAAGAAAGGUGGGGGCCAGACAGAGGGAAUAGUGGACAAAAGAAGCUCCAGGUUAGGACUGCGUGUGGCCCAGUGCAGGAUGAACAGGCUGGCCCAAGUCAGGGAGUGCGGGGAGAGGGGAGGGCAAGGGAUGCCAUGGAGAGGGCAGCCGGACUGGAGUAGGUGGAGGUCCUGUGAACCUGGCCAUGGAGUUUGGGUUUUGGCCCAAAUGUGAUGGGAAGUCAUUGGGAGGUUUUAAACUGGAGGUGAUGGAAUCUGGUU
Messenger RNA from Chlorocebus sabaeus (green monkey), 2575 nucleotides. The record is from RefSeq and is a predicted model, not a curated record. NCBI's taxonomy places the organism in Eukaryota, Metazoa, Chordata, Mammalia, Primates, Cercopithecidae.